Bursaphelenchus okinawaensis is the source of this 815-nucleotide messenger RNA. Lineage: Eukaryota; Metazoa; Nematoda; Chromadorea; Rhabditida; Aphelenchoididae. The record is from the annotation of a GenBank genome assembly.
AUGAGAUGUAGCAAGACCAGAUCGAGUAGGGCAAGGCAAGGCAAGGCAAGGCAAGGCAAGGCAAGGCAAGGCAAGGCAAGGCAAGGCAAGGCAAGGCAAGGCAAGGCAAGGCAAGGCAAGGCAAAGGCAAAGGCAAGGCAAGGCAAAGGCAAAGGCAAAGGCAAAGGCAAAGGCAAAGGCAAAGGCAAAGGCAAAGGCAAAGGCAAAGGCAAAGGCAAAGGCAAAGGCAAAGCCGGACUGGCUUGGAGAAGAAUGUUCAGAAUCAGGCAAGGUAGGGCAGGAGCAAAAAUGCCGUUUUGUAACGUUAUUUUUCCAAAAUUUUUUAAAAAAUUUUUUUGGGAAAAAAAACCGUUUUUUAUGAGAUAUUGUGCUGUCAGUUGGUCUAGUUUUUAACUGUUUUCCUGAAGCCGGAAUCAGCCUAUGGGUAAUUAAAUUUUAGGGUUGUUGUUUAUUUUCGUCUGGUCUUCUUUUCAUAAACGUAUCCGAAAAAACCGUUUGCAAACGGUUUUUGGACAUUACUCUGCAUAUUUUGCUUGGUAUAUUAUUGUAGGGUAAAGUAAGUAAAAAUUGACUCGUCAUCUGAUAGUAUUAAAAAUUGUCGGCCAAUUCGUUCGUACAUAACAAUUCACUUUCAUAUGCAUUUGAAAAGCUGUGGGCGCGAAAAUAUCAAAAAAUUUGAAAAGUAAAAAAAGUAAUAUUAAAAAGUGGAGUCGAGUCGUACAAUUUUUAUACUGAUGCUCUUUGGUUUUACAAUUUUUUGGGGGAAGGGGGGGGUUUAAAUUUUUAAACUUUUGGCAUUUUUAGCUCAAGUUUAG